CCGUUCAGAGGUUCAGCGGUUGUCGUCGUCUAUAAGUGUCCGUUUGUCAGUGGGCCGUUGCAGUGGAAUCCUUGUCGGUCAGUCACAUCCGACUGAUCUGCUUGUUCGUUUUUUUCUGCCGUGAUAGUUAAGUGAACUUUCGUGCGUGAAAUCGGCGUCCAUUUGUUCCGGACCACUACCAAUCGUCGUGUAAAAGGACUAUAGUUGAACGGCAACCUUCAACAUGAGCAACAAUGCACCCGGGGCCACAAACCCCAUGCUCUACGACCCAAUCCCGGAGGGGCAAGGUUCGACGACGAAGCGCAACCAGUUCAUCGCCGCCCUCGGAAUUUGCAUGGCGGCCGUAAGUGGCGGUACGGCGCUGGCAUGGACCUCCCCGGUGCUGGCUCAGCUCGUCCCGGAAAACCAGACCAGCACGGUCGUUCAGGAACGCGACGGAUUUCAACUGACGCAGGACGAAGGCUCCUGGGUUGGUGCGAUCCUGGCUAUCGGGGCCUUCCUCGGUGCCCUGCCAGCGGGCUAUUUGGCGGAGAAAAUCGGCCGCAAGUACACGACGAUGGCUCUGGCGCUACCGUACCUCAUUAGCUGGACUUUGAUUAUCUUCGCAAACGGCGCUGGAAUGCUGUACGCCGGUCGGUUAAUUAUUGGUAUUGCAACGGGCGCGUCGUGUGUCGUGGCACCAAUGUUCGUGUCGGAAGUGGCAGAAACGUCAAUCCGUGGCGCCCUGGGAGCAUUCUUCCAACUGCAUCUGACCGUGGGCAUUCUGUUCGUGUACGCCGUCGGUUCGUACACGCAUUGGGUGACGUUGAGCAUCCUGUGCGCCAUUUUCCCGGUCCUGCUGAUCGUAGCGAUGUUUAUCGUGCCCGAGAGCCCGGUCUUUUUGGUGAAAAAGGGACGCCGUAUCGACGCUGGUGUGGCACUGAAAUGGUUCUGGGGCCCAAAUGCCGACACCCAGUCGGCGCUCCAAACCAUCCAGUCCGAUCUCGACGCAGCGUCGGGCGAGGCGAAGGUGUCGGACCUUUUCACCAACGCCACCAACCGGUCGGCUCUCUUCAUUUCGCUGCUGCUGAUGUUCUUCCAGCAGUUCUCCGGCAUUAACGCGGUGAUCUUCUACACGGCUCCGAUCUUCCAGUCGGCCGGAAGUACCAUGGACCCGGCCGUAUGCUCGAUUGUGGUCGGUGUUGUGCAAGUGGUCAUGACGUUCGCCUCCUCCGUGCUGAUCGAUAAGGCCGGCCGUCGGAUACUGCUGCUGCAAAGCUGCGUCAUCAUGGGCUCCUGCUUGAUCGCACUCGGCGUCUACUUUAAGCUGCAGAACGAUAAGGUGGACGUGUCGAACCUCGGCUGGAUGCCGCUCGCUUCCGUCGUACUGUUUAUCGUCAGCUUCUCGCUUGGCUUCGGUCCGAUUCCGUGGAUGAUGAUGGGUGAGCUGUGUGCCCCGGACAUCAAGGGACUCGCUUCCGCGCUGGCUGUAAUGUUCAACUGGACGCUGGUGUUCCUGGUGACGAAGAGCUUCGGUACGAUGCAGGAGGUGCUCGGUUCGGACUGGACGUUCUGGUUCUUCGGCGCGUGGAUGAUCGUCUGUACGGUGUACGUGUUCUUCAAGGUGCCGGAAACGAAGGGCAAGACCAACGCGCAAAUACAGGCCAUUCUCGCUGGCAAGAAGUAGAAGCGGAAGACUAUUCGCGAUAGCAGUUCGACAAAGCCAGCAACCACCCACUAGUGCGUCUCAGUUUUUAUCUCGUAAAAGCUCCCUGUUUUUUUUCUAGCCAGUGGUUGAUUUUUACUUUUGUUUAGGUCGUCUUUGUUUUAAUUGGCUUAUUUUAACGUGUUGUAAAUAUGUUACUAUAUGUAGCUGCCCGGGCCCACUAUAUAUAAAGUAACGGUUUAGUGCUAAAAAGUCUGAAGAUAUUCUCGGUU
This is a messenger RNA of Anopheles coustani, 1917 nucleotides long. Its product is annotated as facilitated trehalose transporter Tret1. Gene Ontology annotation, cellular component: membrane. The transcript is spliced from 6 exons. Gene Ontology annotation, molecular function: sugar transmembrane transporter activity. The coding region runs from base 224 to 1666 and encodes 480 amino acids. The record is from RefSeq and is a predicted model, not a curated record. Gene Ontology annotation, biological process: transmembrane transport; carbohydrate transport. NCBI's taxonomy places the organism in Eukaryota, Metazoa, Arthropoda, Insecta, Diptera, Culicidae.